Molecule: messenger RNA, 1311 nt
Organism: Symbiodinium sp. CCMP2592
Lineage: Eukaryota; Dinophyceae; Suessiales; Symbiodiniaceae
Source: the annotation of a GenBank genome assembly
AUGGCAAAGCCAAAGCGAUCGGAGGCAGAGGAGCAAGAGGCUCCAGAGGAGGAAAGCCAGGGGGGAACUGUUGCAAAGGCGAAAAGCACAGCAAAGGCGAAGGCGAGCCCAGCACCCAGCAAGGCACCCGCAAAGCCAAAAGCCAAGGCCGACCCUGCCAAGCCCAAAGGGCCCAAAGCAAAGGCCAAGCCGAACCCAGCACCCCCAGCACCCACAACGCCCAAGUCGAAGUGCAAACCCAAGCACCCUGUCAAGCCUAAAGCGAAGGCCAAGACAGCACCCAAAGCCAAGGCCACGGCCGACCCCAAGAAGAAGGCCAACCCCAAAGACAACCAGGCCAACCCCAAAGCGAAGGCCAACCCCAAGGCAAAGGCCGACCCCAAAGCGAAGGCCAACCCCAAAGCGAAGGCCGACCCCAAGGCAAAGGCCGACCCCAAGGCAAAGGCCGACCCGAAGGCAAAGGCCUUCACAAGGAAGCGAAGCAUGGCAGAGGCCUUGACUGGCGAAUGGAUCAAUGGGCUUGAGCCUGAGGAGUCCGGCGAGACUCCAGCAGAAGAGCCGGAGGAAGAUUGCCAAGCUGGUGGGGCGGGUCGACGAGACCGCAGCAAGCAGUUCAAGUUCAACGUGUUGCUCGCAGCAGGAGCAGUGCCAGAGAAAAUGAAGACGGAGUGGGAGGCUUUGAGUAACGGCGGGAACGGCUGCAGGAAGAACAUGACGAAGUUUAUCGAAGACGCAGUGAGUCGUGACCCCGACACAGGGAAGCUUGCCCUCACCUGCGACACCGCAGAAGUGACGGGGGAAAGCAGUCUGGAGAAGAAGCAGGCCACUGGGUGGGGAGACAAAGGAUUGCCGAGAACGCUCUUUAAAGGGCGCUUUGGGUUGUCGGAUGAGCAGCUAAGGGCCGCGAUCUUGAAUGAUGAAGUCUCCGUUGUCACCCAAGGAAAGGUGGUGUUCUGUCAAUGGCGAACCUUGAAGUCCACUUCGAUGGACGAGCGAAAGAACGUGGCAGCGAUCAAGUCCGAGGCUGCGAGAGUCUCUGGGUCCCAAGCAGGACAACUCCAAGUCCUGUUCGACAGUGUGUCGAUGGAAAGGCCUGAGCCGACAGAGGAGGACCUCAGGAACGCCGCUGCCUCAUCGGCUGCUCCGCCGACCGUGGCGGUGCCAACCAUCAAAGCCAUCGAGGACAAGAAGGAGGAGCCUGCCGUGCCAGCGGCCUUGUCAGAGGCCGACUGGUCGAAAGCGGACGGGCUCCUAAAGAAGGCUGAAAGCGCCGUCGAGAAGCUCAAGAAGGUCCUCGCGGGAGUAUCAUAG